Messenger RNA from Triplophysa rosa, 1942 nucleotides. It is a transcript of the gene wdr46, whose product is annotated as WD repeat domain 46. Gene Ontology annotation, molecular function: protein binding. Gene Ontology annotation, biological process: maturation of SSU-rRNA from tricistronic rRNA transcript (SSU-rRNA, 5.8S rRNA, LSU-rRNA). The transcript is spliced from 14 exons. The coding region runs from base 16 to 1830 and encodes 604 amino acids. The record is from RefSeq and is a predicted model, not a curated record. Lineage: Eukaryota; Metazoa; Chordata; Actinopteri; Cypriniformes; Nemacheilidae. Gene Ontology annotation, cellular component: nucleolus; small-subunit processome; 90S preribosome.
CAUUUCAAAACAAACAUGGCGGCGCUGGUGGAGGGUGCUGCGAAGAGUGCACACGUGGAGAGAAAGAACCAGAAAAAGCCAGUAAAGCGCUAUUGGGAGAAGACAGAAGAGUUAAAGAACAGCGAUCAGCCCACUUCAGACAGAUCCAUAUCCACAGAAAAUACUGCAGACAGAUGUACAUCCACAGAAAACACCGCAGACGGAUCCACAUCCACAGAAAACACAGGAUCAGUCAAAAGAAGGAAAGGUGGACAGAUCCCGUCAGGGAAAAAGGACCCUUUCCCUGGUGAGGCCCCUAUACCACAGGAACAGCUUCAGAAGUACCAGAGAGGAAGUAAAAACAAUGUGCCGAAAGGGGCUCAGCGGAGACUUAAGGAGGCCAUUGCCUGGUCUGAGACGGUGUCUGAACUUGCACAGAAACAAGCCGCACGAUAUGAUCUACUACUACCAGAGGAUGCUGGAUUCCUGGAAGGAGACGAGGAUGAAGACACAUGCAGGAUCUCUCAAGAGGACAUAGCCGAUGCGGUUGACAUCACUUCUGGAUCAAAGUAUUUCAACUUACAUCUUUCCCAGUUUGGACCUUAUAGGCUGGACUACAGCAGAACUGGACGGCAUCUGUUAUUGAGUGGAAAACGAGGUCAUGUGGCCUGCAUCGAGUGGCAGUCGAAAAACCUCACAUGCGAGAUGAACGUCAUGGAAACUGUGAAUGACAUCAAGUGGCUCCACACAGAGGCCAUGUUUGCUGUGGCACAGAAGAAGUGGCUCUACAUCUAUGACUCGGAAGGCAUCGAGCUCCACUGUGUGAAGAAAUUCAAUGACGUCUUGAAAAUGCAAUUUCUGCCCUAUCACUUCCUGCUUGCUACAGCAAGCGCCACGGGCUUUCUGCAAUAUCUAGAUGUGUCGGUGGGUAAGGAGAUCGCAGCCAUCUGCACGAAAUCUGGACGCCUAGACGUGAUGUCACAGAAUCCCUAUAAUGCAGUUAUUCACCUGGGCCACUCAAACGGUACCGUAAGCCUGUGGUCGCCCAAUCAGAAAGAGCCACUUGUAAAGAUGCUGUGCCAUCGGGGCGCCAUUCGUUCCUUAACAGUGGAUAAAACCGGCACGUACAUGGUGACGUCAGGUCUGGAUAGAAAGCUAAAGGUGUAUGAUGUUAGAGCUUUUAAACCUCUUCACUCUUAUUUUCUGCCUGCCGGAGCCUCUUGCUUAUCUCUGAGCCAGAAAGGACUGCUCAGUGCUGCCACUGGAGAUAUUGUACAGGUUUAUCAGAACGUUUGGGGAGGCAGUCCUGUAUCCAAACCCUACAUGGCCCAUCGGGUGCGAGGGCAGGUUUGGGGUCUUGCUUACUGCCCCUUUGAGGAUGUUCUUGGAGUUGGACAUGGAGAGGGCUUUACCAGCAUGAUUGUUCCAGGUGCGGGAGAACCAAACUUUGACGCUCUUGACACAAACCCGUACCGCAGUGCUAAACAGAGGCAGGAAUGGGAGGUCAAGGCUCUUCUAGAGAAGGUGCAGCCCGAGCUGAUAGGUUUGGACCCCGGGCAGCUGGGGAAAGUGGACCAGGCCAGCUUUGAGCAGAGGCACAAGGAAAGAGUGGACAUUUUGGGUUAUGAUCCAUUGGCAAAAGAAAAAUUUAAACCAAAGGCAAAGAAGAAAGGACGAAGCUCUGCUGGUGCUAUAGAGAAACGAAAGAGGAAAGUGGCAUACGAGGAUCAGAGGGAUGUGAUUCGACAAAACGUGGAAGAGCAAAUGAAACGGCAGAAGGAGAAAUCCAGUGAAAGCCAGCAGUUGGGGAAGAAGUCAACACUCGACCGUUUCAGAAAACAGGACAAAUAGCAUUCAGAGCACAUGGACACCAAGUGUGGUCAUUUCAUAACAAAAAUCUAUGGAUGUCAUUUUUAUUGUUCGCUGAGUGUUGCUUGUUAAAUAAAAUACCUACACAAGCCAC